GAGCGGGAGCGAUGUUGAGUGCACGUAUUGCACAAAGUUCGCGCCUGGUCGCUUCCACAAGUGCUGCUCCGGCAACAGGAGCCUUCCACUCUUCCGCUGUCGCUCAUGCCAAGGUCAAGUCGCGUCAGGAGACAAACAUCAAGGGUCGGGAUGAGCGUGCGCGCAAAGAGGCUCUAAAUCGACCACACGUCGUUCUUGGUCACCGUCCGGGCGACGAGGCGAAAUGGCGCAACUGCGACCUCGCGAAAAUCCUAGUGACGGAGAAGGACAUCGAGGCCGCGGCCCCAGUGCCCAACACUGUACCGGAUGGCGCAGAGGAGGUUGUCGUGCCGCAGUUCUUGAACUACGGUCUCAAGGACAAGGAACGCCAGAAGCUGUUCGAGACGUUACCUGUGCUCACCGCGGAGGCCCGGGUGAUGCGGGAUCUCGAGCAGUCUCACCAGCUCCUUCCGCAGGAGAUGAUCACCGUUGCGGAAAGGGCACAGAAGGAGGGUGAGGCGGCACAGCUCUACAAGGCGCAGCUACUUGCGAGGAUUGUCGACCUCCGGAAUGCGAACGCACGCGGUAUCGCGUACGAGAACCGACAGCGGUGUAUCGCAGAGUUCUCAGAAUCUGGCAAGCUGAAUGAUACAGGCCGGCCAGAAGUUCAAGCUGCGAUAUUGACCAUGCGGAUACGGAACGUGUGGGAUCAUCUCAUGCGGAGCAAAAAAGAUAUUGCAGGCCGACGUAGUCUGCGGUCGCUCGUGCACCAACGGGCGAAAAUCCUCAAGUACUUGAAGCGGCUUGACCAAGACCGAUACGAGGCUGUCCUCGAACGACUCGGUUUAGAGCCCGCAGCUGUUGAGGGCGAGCUGGUCGUUUAGAGCUUACGGUACUCUGAUUUAUAUCUUGGUUCAAUAUUCAUUUAUUGGUGCUACACCAGCUCGACAGUGGGACCGGGUGUCAU
Messenger RNA from Phanerochaete carnosa HHB-10118-sp, 946 nucleotides. RefSeq lists its product as uncharacterized. The transcript has 3 exons. Bases 12 to 863 code for a protein of 283 amino acids. NCBI's taxonomy places the organism in Eukaryota, Fungi, Basidiomycota, Agaricomycetes, Polyporales, Phanerochaetaceae. Gene Ontology annotation, molecular function: structural constituent of ribosome. Gene Ontology annotation, cellular component: ribosome. The record is from RefSeq and is a predicted model, not a curated record. Gene Ontology annotation, biological process: translation.